AUGAUUAAAGAAGACAAACACCUCUGCAUGCUUUUUGGCUCUUUGGAUUUCCUCAUUUCAGAAUGGCCAAAGACUAUGACAGGUCUUCCCAGCACGUCAGGGACAACUGCCAGUGUGGUCAUCAUACGGGGCCUGAAGAUGUAUGUAGCUCAUGUGGGUGACUCAGGGGUGGUUCUUGGAAUUCAGGAUGACCCAAAGGAUGAUUUUAUCAGAGCUGUGGAGGUGACACAGGACCAUAAGCCAGAACUUCCCAAGGAAAGAGAACGAAUUGAAGGACUUGGUGGGAGCGUGAUGAACAAGUCUGGGGUGAAUCGUGUAGUUUGGAAACGACCUCGGCUCACUCACAAUGGACCUGUGAGAAGGAGCACAGUCAUUGACCAGAUUCCAUUUCUGGCAGUAGCAAGAGCACUUGGUGAUUUGUGGAGCUAUGAUUUCUUCAGUGGUGAGUUUGUGGUGUCACCUGAACCAGACACAAGUGUCCACACUCUCGAUCCCCAGAAGCACAAGUAUAUUAUCUUGGGGAGUGAUGGUCUUUGGAAUAUGAUUCCACCUCAAGAUGCCAUCUCAAUGUGCCAGGACCAAGAGGAGAAAAAAUACUUGAUGGGUGAGCAUGGACAGUCUUGUGCCAAAAUGCUUGUGAAUCGAGCUCUAGGCCGCUGGAGGCAGCGUAUGCUUCGAGCGGAUAAUACUAGUGCCAUAGUAAUCUGCAUCUCUCCAGGAGUGGGCACUCAGGGAGAUUUCACCAAUGAAGACGAGCUCUAUCUGAACCUGACUGAUAGCCCUUCCUAUAAUAGUCAAGAAACCUGCGUGAUGACUCCUUCUCCGUGUUCUACACCACCAGUCAAGUCACUGGAGGAGGACCCAUGGCCAAGGCUGAACUCUAAGGACCACAUACCUGCCCUUGUUCGUAGUAAUGCCUUCUCAGAGAAUUAUUUAGAAGUCCCAGCUGAGAUAGCUCGAGGGAAUGUCCAGGCUGCAGUCAUAUCCUCAAAAGAUCCAGAGCCACUUGAAGAAAAUUGCACUAAAGCCCUGACUUUAAGGAUACAUGAUUCUUUGAAUAAUAGCCUGUCAGUUGGCCUCGUGCCUACCAAUUCAACAAACACCAUCAUGGACCAAAAAAAUUUAAAGAUGUCGAUCCCAGGUCAAAUGAAAGCUCAAGAAGUUGAAAGAACCCCUCCAACAAACUUCAAAAGGACAUUAGAAGAAUCCAACUCUGGCCCUCUUGUGAAGAAGCAUAGACGAAAUGGUUUAAGUCGAAGUAGCGGUGCUCAGCCUGCAAGCCUCCCCACAAACUCACAGCGCAAGAACUCUGUUAAACUUACCAUGCGACGCAGACUUAGGGGCCAGAAGAAAAUUGGAAAUCCUUUACUUCACCAGCACAGAAAAACUGUCUGUGUUUGCUGAAAUAUAGCUGGAAUUUUUUUUUUCCAAACUUCUAAGAGGGCUUUUUGAAUUUGGUGCCGAAGUUGAACUUUUUUUAAGGGGACAAAAUAAAAAUAGUAUACAGUU
Molecule: messenger RNA, 1509 nt
Organism: Physeter macrocephalus (sperm whale)
Lineage: Eukaryota; Metazoa; Chordata; Mammalia; Artiodactyla; Physeteridae
Gene: PPM1D
Product: protein phosphatase, Mg2+/Mn2+ dependent 1D
Exons: 6
Coding region: 1-1404 (467 amino acids)
Biological process (GO): peptidyl-threonine dephosphorylation; negative regulation of gene expression, epigenetic
Molecular function (GO): protein serine/threonine phosphatase activity; mitogen-activated protein kinase binding
Source: RefSeq, a predicted model, not a curated record